This is a messenger RNA of Amoebophrya sp. A25, 12588 nucleotides long. The record is from the annotation of a GenBank genome assembly. Lineage: Eukaryota; Dinophyceae; Syndiniales; Amoebophryaceae.
CAAAAAGCCCAACCAGUCAAACAACCCGCUCGAUCCGACAUUUUAAAUGUAUAGACACUGCAUCAUAUUGAACAUGUCAUGCAACUCCACAAUGUUGUUGAUUUAUUUGACUAGGUUGACGUAGUUUUUGUAAUCUCGUUAUCUAUGUAUAGAAUAUAAUACGACUGAGAAAUCCACCCAUGAUGAAGUGUGGCAUUCCAUCAUGAAGAUACAACCGCCCUAGUCGUUGUUUUUGACUCCGAAGCAUUGAUUUGCCAAACUUCGAAUCUUCUGCACUAUCAAUCCAAUCCAACAAUUGUAGGCGCUCUGCAUGGGUAGGUUUGCGUCGCGCAUCCUCCGCCUAUCGGGUGGAGGUGUGAACGCAUCAGUACAUACAUUCAUGUGAUGUCCCACUAGUAGUACACCAGGGACCAGCUAUUGCAAAGAAAUACAACUGCAUACUUAUUUGUUCAGAUAUUGUCUGGCAUAUUUAGAAUUUUUUCUUAGUGUUGCAUAUAAGUAAAUAUGUUUAGGCUCAGAAGUAGAGCAGAGUAAUUUAGUUGAAGAAGUAACACAACUCUCAAUCAUCUGAUUGAUGUUCGUUGUGAAGCAAGGUGGGGCUACUUCUACGAACAAAGAUAUUAUAUGAGAGUCGUCUUUUCAAUACGUAGCAUCCAAUUUUUUUUUCGAAUUCGAUUAAAGAUAACAGGUCUUUUUAUCCUUCUUGACUGGAUUUAAAUUUACAACCCACAACAAAAUUCCACUAACACUAACUCUAUUUAUCCACAUAAAGAAACAUAGUAGUAGUUAGGCUCGCCGAGAAGCGCGAAAAUGGGAGCUGCUCUAUCCGACAGCUUCCUGCUGUCGCCGUACUACUACAGCGUACUGGGCAGGGAGGAGGAGAUUACACCCGAGCAGGUCGAGCGACUUGAUAUGAAUGAGCCGGUCCCGGAAUAUCAGAUGAAAAGAGCGAAAGAACUGGUACGCAGAACAUCAACCUUUGCGUUUUAUUUUUCAACAUGACUCUUGUAGUUUUGAUCAUAUGUCUUAGCAGUUGCUUCGUCUAGGAGUUCGAUAGAAGAAGUAUUCGUCAGUAGAUCAUCUUUUCCUGACCAACGGCAAUCUUUACUGAUCCCUUUUGAAGAAUCAGGUUGGUAUGCUGGGGAAAAAGCUUGCAGAUGUGCCUUUUUUAGCAGGGAUAUACAAGCGUUGGGAGGCAGAUAUGGGGAUCAACUUCGAGGCGUUUGCCGACGAGGACCUGGAAACCUACUUCACGGACGUAAGGGACGCACAUUUUUGGUCAGCAUGGUGUGUCUGUGUGGUUGCUACGCCGAUCCUCGAACGCAGUACCAAGCUCUGGCUACUCUUCAACGUGGCCUAUAGGAAAUACAAGAGGCUAAAGCCGGGACAGCAACCGCCGGUAAGAAACUUUUUUGUUUGCACAACCUACCUACUUUAUUCUUAGAGAAUCGUAUCUUUGUCCUUGUCGAAAGCGAAUACCAUCGUAUACAAAUUGAAAUGUGGUUAUUUGCUACAGUCAUAUUUAUAAUAAAUAUAUAUUAGCAAAAGAAAUUUUACCAAAUACAGUGACUGAAAAAUCCUUGUUUUAUCCACCGCUGCUUCUCAACUCAGCGCGUUUCGCAAAAGAAAAAAGAGGAGGAGCCCACAGGUCGUGUGAGCAAGAAAGCGCAGAUGUUAAGGUCAAGAAUUAUUGCAUCCUCCUGCGCAGCGACGUCCUUCCCUAUGUAUAAUGGGGGGCUUUCUCCUUGAAAAAUGACACACGGAAUGCCCCGCUACCAGGGAUGUAAUGCUGCAGUAGAGUAGCUCUAAUGAUAAGACAAAAAGAAGAAGCAGCCAAACAGGUGGAAAAGCCUGUGCCCGAUAGCAGAAAGCUGCUUAUGGACCGUGAUGCGCUAGAGGACCUGCUGUGGGAAAUUUUCGGCAUUCUCACACGUAUUCUUAGCUCCGACACCAUCUUAGCCAAGAAACACAUAGGCACGCUGGUCGAGCGUUCAGAGUUUCAGAUUUUCCCGAUCAAACUCGAACAAGCAGUCACUAUCAUCAAGGAGGACCAGACCUACAACGCAAUAUGCAGGCUAUUUCGUACAACCUCUAAUUCUUGUUUUUUACCUUUAUAUUAAUAUAUAUAAGUAAUAUUUAUAAAUAUAUAGAUAUAUUUUGUUUUUGAUAUCCCGGGCAUCAUCAUGCUACUGAUAAUUGCUAGGCAACAUGCUGUGGUCUUGAUGCAGAUCUUUGAAUUCGAUGGUGAUUGAUAGUGGUGAUGAUGCUGAUGAUGCUACGCUGUUUUACUUUCAACUUCCGCUUCUGGAACAAUGAAUCCAAAUAUUGAUGAUUAAUCAAACUUUAUCUUCUGAUUCUUUCAAUCCCACUUCAGACACGUUGCUGAAGCCGCAACUGAAGGAGCUGAAGCUACACAAUUAUCGGCUUCCAGCGGCAUAUAUUGGACCUCUAGACUUCGCGUUGCAGGCCGACUGGACCAACGCUGAAGAGAUAGCGAAUUUGAUACCAAAGACGAUGUUCAUGAAGAAGAAAUUCAAGAAGAAGGACUUAACGGGCAUUAAACUCUCGGUCUGCGAAAUUUGCUUUCUCAAUGUGAUGCAGCGUGUUAUCAACCAGUACGUGGCACAGGUUUACAACCUAGCACUAGCGCCUCCGCCACUGCUUGUCCCGCGGUCCGAAACGAAACAGACAAUGCGCCAAAAGAGGAAAAAGUACGAUUAGAAAACUGUUUAUUUGAUCCACUUGGGGUCGAAAUGGACUUGUAGAUGUACUUCAAUACCUCUACCCAAAUGGAAGAGAUUUGCGAGGGGAACAAAUGAGCGUUGUGAUUUUAUUUUCGAUCCAGAACAUCAUUUUCUUAUGCUACGAUUUGCCCAUUGAUUCCUUGUCUAAGUAGUUGAAAAUGAUUUUCUUCUUCUCCUUGACGACCUUCAGGUACGUUCGCGCCAAGCUUGCUUUCUUGAUUCGGCGCUGCAUAGCAAACCUUCGGUCUCUCUGCGAAAUGGUGAGGUUUCAGCUUCCAACCAAUUACAAGGAAUACAUGGAAAACAUCUCGCAGAUGCUGACGAAAAGCGGCACGCCUCUACAAGCGUGGAUAGUGCGUAUUUUUCAGGCCAUUUUUCGGUUGCCAAAGAAAAGCAUGAAAAUGGAGCCCAGACUCACGUUGAAAGACGUCGUUCUGGGAGUGGUCGGCAGGGACUGCGAUAAUCAGCUAGCGGACCAGCUAGUUUAUUUGGCGGAGCACUCAAUAGUAUUACUGUUUUGAUAACUAGAACAACUACAAUUAGCAUGCCUCGAUCGAAAAGAACCUUUUUUUCAAUCAAGAAUAGAUGUGAGCACACACGCAGAAUUUCACUUGUUACAUUGAAUUUACAACCACCACAAACCUCCAGGUCGAAAGCAACCAAGUGCUAAAUGUUGUGCCCUUGCAGCACCGCAAGAUGCUCAGCUAUGGGUCAAUAGACAGCAUCCCACUCGAUGACAGGCAAAAGCAUAGUGUCUUGUGCAUCGGUGAUCUUAUCCUGCAUCAGUUAGUUGAUGAAACCUUCUGCAGGCAGUUGAUGGACGAAACGGGCCUCACAGAAUACGAUGCUAUUAGCAAGGAAAAAUACCUGCAGAGCUUCGUGCCACCAGACUUCUUCGACUUUAUGCGCAUUACUAAUACAACAAUAUGAUGAUCUUUAUUGAAUUUGGCUGAGGGCUUUUGUACAAUGAUUCACUAUGUAUUUAGUCGAAAAACUAAAAUAAUACAAGGGGGCGUUUGAAACAAAUCUACUAUAGAAGUCACAGAAUUUUACGGCUCUCCUGCAUUUUUGAAUCCCAAUCUAUUUAUUGAGAUGGAGAAUAGUACAACUAGUACUAGUAUGAUCCCAUACCCAUUGCUUACCUCCGGCUUUUCUUCAUAUUCUUGUGUAGCGACGAGUUCGAUCGCGUUGUGGCGCACCGGUAUAUGGCAGAUCGAGAGGAGGGCCUGAAGGAGCAGAAAGGCGUUCUAGUUCCUAAGCCGAACACAACCGUGCAGACACUUUCGUAUUUGCGGCAAACCGAGUUUAAAAUGUCCAAGCACAUGGCUGAAGGCCAACGAAGGAAAGAGAAGCUGCUCAAAUUGAAGGAAAAAGUUGAGGGAGACUUAGCCAAAGAGGUUGCGCUGGAACAAGGUCUCGUAGAGACCAUGGAGCAUACAAGCAUGCACUGCCUCUCGUUAAUGGAGAAAAUACGAUUGGAAGGUACUAGAUGACAAAAUUUCAUAACCUUUCUUUUCUUCCUUGUGAUUUUUUUGAGUCCUGCAAGCAUACUUGCGUAGAUCGGUCUUGGCUAUAAGUUUGAAUCCUUGCUGAUUUAGCAUGGUUUCAUCACCCACCUGUUUCCCUUUUCGCAUGCUGGUCUCUGUAUAACAUUUCCAGAUGACUACGACAAGCAGGAGAUUCUUCUGAAUAAGCACGUGCUCGCCCGAUACUACGAGGAACGGGCAAAACGAAAGAGCAAUCAGCGAGUCCAGAAGCUGCCAGCGCUGGGCGGAGCUAGUGCUCGUAGUCCUAGUCCUGGUAGCCCAGCAAUGAGCCACGGAAGUCCAAUGGACGAAGAUGCUCCACGUAGUCCGCUACUCACUGCGAGAGGCACAUACAGGAAAGAGAGUUAAGGCUGCAGUUGUUUGUCAUUUCGAAUCCAGGAGCAGCUCCAGUGACAAAUCAUUGAAUCCUUACCCGGAUCCAAGUUCGUGUGCAAUUUCAGUAUCUUGAUUCAAUUAUCAAACUAUGUAGUAGAUGAAACUAUACUUACAACAUACUCUCUCCUCUAAGAAAAGCGCGGACUCUCGCCGGAGGCCUUGUUAAACGCAAACGACCUCUCAAUGAGAAGAAAGAAGCGAAAAAAGAAGAAGCUCAAAUCCAUGUUUGAUGCACCGGUACAGAUACAGACAUUUGGACCAGCUUUUUUCUGUAAGUUCAUAUGGGUGUAUGAUGCUGUGGUUAUCUGAUGUCUACAAGACUCCACCAGACACGCCGAUUCCAGAAAUGCGUCUACCUAGUAUCAAUCUACGAUCGAGAUGAUGAUCACGAUGAUGUUUAUGUUGGUAAUGCCUCUGCGGCAGAGGCAGAGCCUCUCCUGUGGUUCACCUUCCCGGAUCCCUCACUUCGAACAGGUUAGUGCUUUGCCUGCGACUGGCCAGAAGGCGAUAAUAUUGCGGCAGCAUGUUGCAGACCGCCUCGGUAUGGCAUACAGGCCACCAGAGGAUUUGCGCUCGCGUGUAGACCAUCUGAAGAAUUUGAGCACGUUGGAGCACCUCCAGGAAGGUGUUAUCGAGGGCCGAAGUUACGAGAAUUCGCUCUUGUUCAGCAAAUACGCUCUCAAAGUAAGUGGCAAGGACAAGAUUCACUACGAGCCCAGGAGAGGGAAGAAUCACAAAGACCUAAAGCACCUUAUCGGCGAAUUAAAGGAGCUAGUUGGAGAAGACGAAGACGUACCACUUAUUACACCAUUUUGAUUUCUGUUGGACCACAAGAACACAGGCCUCCGUGCCUUUGGUUCGUUUCUCAGUGGAAACACAAAGUCAGAAUCUUGAAUGCAAGCAAACCUUGACACUCCUGCCUGAGACUUGCGAUCUCUGGCUGGUGUAGUCCCUGUUUGGUUCAUUGGGUGAGAUGAAUCAUACAGCAGCAGCAUAAGCGUGUCAGAAGGGAUCGGACUGAACAUGCAUCAUAUGACUAGGAUCAGCACAGCCGUGCCUAGUCUACACCUUGAUCAUUAUGAUUAUGCAUUGAAUGUGCACUGGAUGUGCAUUGGGAGUAGCAUUCAUGACCAUCGACAUUCAUGUCUUGUGAGAUCAUCCCGAUGACAGUCGAGCACGAGGCUUUGUGUGAGCCACUGAGAACAGAACGCCACGACAUCCGAGAGGCUUGGGCCAUACAUGACCAACACCCCUCCUCAAUCGAUGCGGGUUGAAGUCCGUCCCACGUGACCGCCUCACUGUGUGUUGAGUCACGGCAAUCGCGUCUCUUGUUUAGUGUAUGUGACCUGGCUACGGUGGUUUAGAAACCAAAAUAAACCGAAUAUAUUACGCUAUAGUAAGCUAAAUCGUCCUCAUCUGGUUCAUCAUCAGAGGAAUCACAGUCGUCUUCUCUACUUGUAGUUAUCGGGUUAUCUACGUGGUGUAGUAUGAGUCUACGCUGAGUGGCACUGCAGGUUAGUUUCGAAAGUGGGUCUGCCUUCAUCAGGUUGGUAGGACAGAACACGAUCUUACUAGCAGCGUCGCGCACUCUUAGGCAACGUAAAGCAUAGUGUCUACUUUUAGCUUAGGGCGAGCGUCUGUUGCUUUGGCUGUUGUGAUCGCAGACUGGUUGUCUAUCCACAAUGCAGCAUUGCCUAAGGAGGGAGACAAGCCGUUCUAUGUGUGUACCAACUGGGUUGGAAGAGGCUUAUAGGAGUCUGCGAAGUCAUGCAUCUCACUGAGCACUAUCGUGUCAGAAGCUGCAAUAUACUCACUUUCAGCCGUUGAGUAGGCUCUAACCGUUUGUCGGUUACUCCUCCACGCUAUGGGUGUACCUUUGUAAUACAUUAUGGAGCCACUUGUGCUUCUCAUUGUUUUGAUGCAGUUGGCGAAACCAGCAUCACUGAAUAUGUUUACUUCUGGCAUGUCUCUGCCUUCUGGUAGACGUUUCUCGUAUAUUUUGUUGAAUUCUUCUUCCUUUUCUGGUGAGUAUUCUACUCCUUGGUCUUUUGUUGACACCAGGCAUUUUAGCUUAGGACUUUCUCGGCUGCUUUGGCCAUUCUUGUUGACGUGGGUUUACUGACAUGCCUAGCCAACGCAGCUACCGGAGCAGAGAUAUCCGGGCGCGCGGUUACAGCUACCCAUAGUAAGGCACCAACUACCUCACGGAAGGGAUACCCAUCAACUAUCUUGGUCCCGUCUUCAAGAAAAGUUGUUUCGUCAAAAUUGGGCGAGUAAACCGGUUUCCCUAGUUGAGCUUCAUACUUCUUAGCAAUUUUAUCGAUGUACUGCUCCAUGCACAGUCUGAACGACUUAGCUUCACGGCCAUAGUACACGAUCGCGCCUAAGAAGUCGAACUUUAGCCAUUCGAGACCCCAGGGGGUUAGAAUUGACUCGACUUCAAUCGCACGGCCUGGAGCACGUGUGAAAAUGAGGUCUAGUUCGGUCUUGAGCUCAUCUUGGUCAGGACCUGUAGCAAGAUUGUCAUCUACAUAGACAGACAUCUUCAGGAACUUCCCCGGUGCUUUGCUGCUCGGUUUGCGCCACAAGCCAGGGGCAGAAGCACACGGCUCCCAACCAAGACUGGCGAGAGUCUCGCGAUACCUCUUGAACCAUGCUCGUGGUGCGUCCUUCAAGCCGUAUAGAGCUUCCUUGAGCUUCGCGACCUCGUAUCCAUGCUGUUUCGCCCAGAUGGGUGGAAGACGGCAGUAGACAUCUCGAUCGAGUUCGGCAUUGAGGAACGCUGAUUCUAAAUCGAACGGGGUCGCAUAGUCCCCCUCUGACGCAGCAGAAGUGAGGAGCAACCUAUUAGCGGCAUGUGAUACCACGGGAGCAAAGGUGUUUAGCUCUCCCGAACGAUCUAAAUUACCGAGUGCGCAGGCUCUUGCCUUGUAUUUUCCACAUCUCUUUCUUGUUAGUAUGAUGGCAAUUGGUAGAGCCCGUAACGCGGUUGCUAGCUGCUCGUCAGUAGCUUCUUCCCACGUUUUCAAGGCUAGUAGUCUCGCGUGCUCAAUGUCAAUGACUUCCUUCCACUUUUCAGCUUCAGGACUCUUUAAUGCAUUGGCAACGGACAGCAUCACAUGCGAUUCGACGACUUCCUCAUCUUCGUCUAUCUCACACGUGCCACCCAUAGCACUUGCGAACAGCGCCAGACUCUUUCUGAGUUCUUCCGUCUGUUUCUUUGUUCUACGAAUCCUUCCUCCAGCCUUGUCCUUGGCUCCUUUCGGUCGGCCACGCUUCUUGCCGUGUGUAUGGCGUUCGCCUGCCACAACACGUGCGGGAUCGAUCUAGUCGGACUAGGUGAGUCAGAGACUCGAUCCUUCGUUUCAGCUUUCCCCUCCUCAAGUGAAACACCUUCAGAAGAGUCAGCCACGUCGGAUUCAGCCUUCUUGUCUAAGGUUUCAACAUAUAGUUCUUCGGGAAUGCCGGUCGGUCCACCUGAGGCGCGCUCCGUGCCAGAGAACCCCGAUUGCUGAUCCAGCCUUUGCACUGACUGCCCAAUCAAGGGGGAGCCCAGCGACGACGCUCCACACUGCAAGUUUUCCACUUCGUCGCACUCAUAGUAAAAGCCCUUUCUAUCUGGCGUUAGCCAGUCUAUGUCCUUUAUUAGAUAAUCCUCUCUGAACUUGACAUCUAGGGUAGAGUAUUCCGCCCAUCGAUAUCCAAGCUUGCAACGAUCGUCAUGAGUGAAAGUAGCAACCAACCAACCAGAUGACUUCGGACAGAGUCCAAGGAAGACGCCACGGCGGUAUUUGGCCGAGAGCUUGGGUUCAGGAGUGUUGGCUUGAAUUUGUUCACGAAAGUAAACAAGGCAACCAAAUCGGCGGAGCAUGCCGAUUUUGCUUGUGGAAGAAUUUCUACCAGUUCUUUCUUCUAGAGUCUCUAUUGGACUCUUUCCAUCGUGUCCUGGCAUUUUAGCGUAAUUAUGUGGAAGACGAUCCCAGCAGUCAUUAGCGUACUCAACACAGUAACACCAAAGACGUCGACCAACCUUCGUUAGCAUUGUUCGCACGCUGCCAAACAAGGCCCGCAUAAAACGUUCAGCAGUCCCAUCCAUUUCCGGACUAUAAGGAACAGCCGGACUGUCUGAGACCCGCAGCGAUUGCAUGAGUUUGGUCAUGUCAUCACUACCGAGGACUGGCCAUCCAUCCCUCCGGAUGAACCAUACUACCUUGUCAUCUAGCGAUAAGGAGUAGUCCUGUCGAAUGCCUUUUGUGGCUUGUUCUAUUUCCUCCACACAGUCACUUUUAAGCUUCAGCGGUCGACAAAGCGCCUUCCUAAUUACGUCACAUAUGACAACUAGAACACAUCUCAUAGAUCUUACUGAGACAGGUUUUCUUCCUACGGCAAAGUCUAUUGCAAGUAGUUUGAGGGGUUCGGGUUUGUAGGUAGUCAUGUCUCUAGAUUUUGCAUGGAAUUUCCGUUGUCCUUUAUGUAGGUCACAUUCUGGGCAACUAACUUGUAGCCCAUCUAUGUGAAAGUGGCCACAUCUCUUGUGUAGUUCUAAUCUCGUAAGAUGGCAACUAGAGACGCCUUCUUCUAUUGAUGUACAGGCGAAACCACUUUCGUGUUUGUUUUCAAAGAAACUACAUGCGAGUACGGGUAGCUGCAAGCGUGGGUGAGCUCUGAUGGGUAGCAUCUGGCCGGUGUCCGUGUGCAUGAUACAACCACCAGUGCCUUUGAAGUUGAAGUCCCACCCUAAUUGCGAGCAGUUUCCGUCUCCUAACCAUGGUAAUGCGCGAUCUAUGUUUCCAGGUAGAGAAUCAUAGUAAAGUCCAUUCUUUAGUCCAAGCACGUUGUUCUUGAGUUUUCCGACUUUUCCGUCCUUAGUACCUGCGCUACCUGUCAUUCUACAAAUGUUGUUACCAAUUUCAUCGAAAUCAUCUCUGUGUCGUGAAAGAUAUUUGUUUGCACAACUAUCAACUAGCGUUGCGUCUUCUGAUGUUCUAGCAUUCAAGGUUGUGAAACUAUAUCCGUCUGUAUUGUAGCUAUCAGCAUGAUUAUCAACGUUUGUCAUUAUUUCAUCUUCCUCGAAAUUCAGCGAACACUUCCCAAAUUCGUACGGUUCCGUCGCUCAGCUUCGAUUGUGCGAAUUCAUGAUGUUGAGCAUCUCCGCAACCUGCGACAUGUGGAUCAUGCCGCUGCUAUUACCCUUUCCACCUUUGCCUCUAGAACUACUAGAUGGGGCUCCGGUAGUCCAACUUCCCUGUCCCUGUUGAAGGGCUUGUGUGUUAUGCCAGCACUCGGAGGACUUGUGUCCGACCUUGUGGCAGCAAGCACAGCGGGGUGGAUAGGUAUUCUCUCCUUUUCCUUUAUCUUUCUUCGGCUUUUGUCCGCCGUUCUUUCCUCCUUUGGGUUGGUACCCGUAGGAGUUGUAGACCUCGGCGAUUGCCUUCUUCUUUUCUUUCUGCUUGAAACGCUUGAGGGCGUUAGCGGAAAUGAAGGUCUUACCAUCUGCCUUAUUGGCCUCUACCUCGUCAUCAUCCUCAUUCUUAUCAUCACGAGGACGCUUGUUCGAGGUUUCCUGAACAUUGACCGGAAACGCUUUCCCGAAGGAGUCGUUCUCAAUUUUGUAGGUUCCCUCCUCGAUCAACGUUGUAAGACGUUUCUCAAGUCGGUCUCCAAUUUGGUCAAAUGUCAGGCCAUCUUCUUCUUGCAUCCGCUCGAUGGUCGCUUUGAAGUUCUUGCAGAACAACUCGGGCAACUUCAGCAGGAUCGCUCCGCUCUGUUGAUCAGCUUCGGGCAGAUCUGCAUCCGGCGGGAAGACGGUGGGCGAUUGGUUCAUGAUGUCGCGGAUCUUUGAGAGGAACUCCUUGACAUCUGCAGGCUGGUCGCUGUUGUGGAACUUCGUCAGUCCCUCCGACAACGGCUUGACCUUCGCGCGCUGCUCCUGGCGAUUGUUCGCGUUGAAGUUCCCUUGGUCACGAAGUAGAGCAACAACUUCACCAGCAUCCAUUUCGUCCACCGCGCCAUCGUUAUUCCGAUUGUCGACAAACGACUUGGCCGCACCUUUCGGACUUCGUAUGAUUACGUCUUUCAGGUUGCGCCACUUCUGGCGGGUCACGUCUUCGCGACUGGUAUUACCUUGCGGCGCACCAUGUGGAACGGCCGGCACGUUGACUACAUUCGUGUAGUUCUCAAGUAAGCCUAGGCGACUAGCUUCUUGACGUACGGCUCGCUGCCACUCGCGCCAGUCGGACUUCUGUCCCAACUUCUUGAGGAUCUCCUUGGCCUCGCAGGACAUUUUGAUGGAUUUGUUUAUUUUACUACACUACUUCCAAUUUUAUUUUACUUUCGCCGCUCAAGGGUUAGACCAGUGUUGGACCACAAGAGCACAGGCCUCCGUGCCUUUGGUUCGUUUCUCAGUGGAAACACAGAGUCAGAAUCUUGAAUGCAAGCAAAUCCUGAUACUCCUGCCUGAGACUUGCGAUCUCUGGCUGGUGUAGUCCUUGUUUGGUUCAUUGGGUGAGAUGAAUCAUACAGCAGCAGCGUAAGCAUGUCAGAAGGGAUCGGACUGAACAUGCAUCAUAUGACUAGGAUCAGUACAGCCGUGCCUAGUCUACACCUUGAUCAUUAUGAUUAUGCAUUGAAUGUGCACUGGAUGUGCAUUGGAAGUAGCAUUCAUGACCAUCGACAUUCAUGUCUUGUGAGAUCAUCCCGAUGACAGUCGAGCACGAGGCUUUGCGUGAGCCACUGAGAACAGAACGCCACGACAUCCGAGAGGCUUGGGCCAUACAUGGCCAACAAUUUCUCUUUUAGGCUUUUUAGUUUGUUAGCUGAACGAGAAGAAAUUUUUCGUGGCUACCUCCACCUGAUAUCGCUUUAGUAUUUAUUACAGGAAUUAUAAAUAAAAUGAAAAUUUGAGAUCCAUGUUACUCCAUUGUAUCUAUGCAUCUAUAAAUAUUAUAGGUAUUCUAGCUGUAGUACGAGUACACCUAAUUAUAAGUUCUAAUGUGGAUGUAUCUAAUUCUGAGACUACUUAGCUAUGUAUACUAUACCUAUGUAUAUGAGAGAGCGAUUUAUAUGGUCGGUCGUUGGAAGCACGAAGAAGAUUCCGAUGAAGAAGAGAAGAUUCGUUGUCUGGCGUACAACUUCUAGCACAAGAACUGAAUGUUGUAGUUGCCUUGUUACGAAGUCGAAAACUACUGAUGAAGAUGAAGAUUCCAACAACAUGACCUUGUAGAAUCUGCUCCCACUACAGAAUCUGUCUUUCCUACAGAUUUUCGGUGUGGGCUUGAAGAAAUUUCGGAACAAGGACCCUUUUGCGUUUGCAGGACGACAAGCGGGCAGCAGUCCAGCGAAGAGCGGCAGUCCACCAAAAUGAGAGAUUUUUGAUAGAAGCCAGUUACUUCUUCAUAUACUUCAACGACGACAAUUAUUCGCUAGUUGUAUGCAUAACUAAUACUAGGUAGUUUGUGUGUAUUAUUAUUAGACGUACAACCAAAUACUUAUUCUAGUAGUAAAAACUCAACUACUUCAUGGAAUCCAAACGUACUUGAAAUGUAACACAUCACUUAAAGAAUAGGGCUAAUGAAGAAAAACGAGAUUCCUACAUGUGACAUGAUAUCUAUGGGGCAGCCUUUAAAAGGCCAGAUUAUUAUUUGAUGUGCUAUCAGAUAUUCGGGUUCAAGAAGUUCCGCCAAGGCAGGCGACAAGGAGGACGUGGAAACAGUCCCACGAGUGGCGCGCAUGAUUCAGGCGACGCUCAUGACGUCGGCGACGGUGCGCAAGAUGCGCCGCAAGCAAAGGCGCCGCGGCACCAGUUCCUCAGCCGUCGGUCGCAGUCCUUCCACCAAAAGCGUGGUGAACCCCGUAGUGCGCGAGAAUUAAGUGGGGCGUUGUUCCACGCUUUUGGCCUCGAAGAAAUCCGCACGCAGCAAUAA